CCCCUCUCCGCAGGAGCCCCGCCAGGAAGGCCUGCGCGCGAUGUCGUCCCUGCAAGUCGAUAACGUCAGGUGAGCUUGACGGGGCUCGGGUGGCAGUGGCCCUUCAGUGGUGGCCUCGCCUCUUCUGGCUGUGCGUACGAAGCCCGCACAUGCGCACAGUAUCUCCUCCGACGUGAGCGUCUCGGACGCUAUAACAGAAGGACGGAUACGCACUGUUUCACAUGGUCACCAAAGCUGUGGACGAGGAGGACCAGAGUGACAGCAGCAUGACACUGAAGCUUAAGUACCUGUCCCUUGGAAUCCUGGUCUUCCAGACCACCAGCCUGGUUUUAACGAUGCGUUACUCCCGGACACUCAAUGAGGAAGGCCCUCGUUACUUGGCUUCCUCUGCAGUGGUAGUGGCUGAGGUGAUGAAGAUCGCCGCCUGCAUACUCUUAGUCUUCAAGGCCAAUGGUUGCAGUUUUGGAGCAUUACGCAGAGUUCUACAAGAUGAGAUUUUGCACAAACCCAUGGAGACCUUAAAGCUGGCCAUUCCAUCUGGGAUUUAUACACUGCAGAACAACCUGCUCUAUGUAGCCCUGUCCAACCUGGAUGCUGCCACCUACCAGGUUACGUACCAGCUGAAGAUUCUCACCACGGCCCUGUUCUCUGUGUCGAUGCUUGGGAAAAAACUAAGUCUGUAUCAGUGGCUAUCUUUGCUUGUGCUCAUGGUUGGUGUGGCAUUUGUUCAGUGGCCUACAGACCCGCCAGCUAAAGCUCAAAAAGACCUAUCGGCAGGAUCCCAGGUGGUUGGAUUGAUGGCUGUUUUGGUUGCCUGUUUCUCCAGUGGAUUUGCAGGUGUUUACUUUGAGAAAAUCCUGAAGGAAACCAAGCAGUCAGUUUGGAUCAGGAACAUCCAGCUUGGUCUCUUUGGUGCUGUCUUCGGUCUCAUGGGAGUUUAUGUGUAUGACGGAGAGCGGGUUCGAGAACAUGGUCUCUUCCAGGGCUAUAACAUGCUCACCUGGGUGGUGGUGUCUCUGCAGGCCCUUGGCGGUCUGGUCAUAGCAGCCGUCAUCAAAUAUGCAGAUAAUAUUCUGAAAGGCUUUGCCACGUCUCUCUCCAUCAUCCUGUCUACUCUCAUCUCCUAUUUUUGGUUACAAGACUUUGUACCAACCAGUGUUUUCUUUUUUGGUGCUGUGUUGGUUAUAGCGGCAACAUUUCUAUAUGGAUACGAAAGGAAGCCCAUGGCGAAUCCUGUAAAAGCCUGAUUCUUGCUACUGUGACCACCAAAUGUGUGGAUGAGAGCAUUACCCUAGAUGUCUAUUUAUAGAUGUUUUCAGGAAGACAAAGAGUGGAACUUGGGAUGUCUUGUCUUUGUGACACAUGUGAGCACAGGCUGCUCUAGCAACAUCUUUAGACAGUGGGGAUGCCAGGCACACAGCGGUGCAUUGCAGCUCUUGCAAGCCAAGAGCUUUUUAUUUAAAUAACUUGUUUAGUGCUACAUGGCUCAGGUACUUGUAUGCAAAUUGGUAUUGGGGACCUUUUUAUUUUAUUGGGAUGAAUCAAGAUGACAUGACAAAGGCCAUACAGUGAAGGAAAUAAUUGAGGCUGACAUCUGCGAGCAACUUCUGGGCUGGAAAGCAAUACUGAAUGGUCCACUGCCCUUGGUAGUGCCUGUUACACUUGCAGGACAUGACCCUUAGUAUGUGAACAUAAGCGACAUGGUGGACACGACAUCACAGGAAGGUAUCCAGUUUGACUUGAUGCUGCAGAGUGGUGGAAAUAGCCAGUGCCAAAAGAAAUGAGUCCUGAGCAAAUGACUUCUGUUACCAUUGAGGCUUGUCUGCUACUCCAACAUUAACAGGGGUCUGGACAGGGUCUCCAGGGCUUCAGAAGGGACUGGUGGGUUGACCGUUAGAGAAAGCAGGCAUCAGCCUAAGGUUAAAAAUGUAACCAGAAGAAAAAAAAAGAUUCUUACAGAUUGUCACUCAUGAAACUCAACAGUGCAAAUGAUGUAAAAUAGAAAAGAGAAUGGCAAGUUUGGGCAGCCCAGAGAAGGCGUGAGGUUCACCUUGCAGAUUCUAAUGGGCAUCUGCAUUGCCAUAGUGUGUACAUUUGAUUAACAAUGUCUAUCUGAGCAGGUGAUACACAGUGAAGAAGGUGCUGAUCUGGGAGUUAGUUAAUAAAAUCAUUUUUAUGUC
This is a messenger RNA of Erpetoichthys calabaricus (reedfish), 2180 nucleotides long. It is a transcript of the gene slc35a3a, whose product is annotated as solute carrier family 35 member A3a. The transcript has 8 exons. Gene Ontology annotation, molecular function: UDP-galactose transmembrane transporter activity. Bases 222 to 1247 code for a protein of 341 amino acids. Gene Ontology annotation, biological process: pyrimidine nucleotide-sugar transmembrane transport. NCBI's taxonomy places the organism in Eukaryota, Metazoa, Chordata, Cladistia, Polypteriformes, Polypteridae. Gene Ontology annotation, cellular component: Golgi membrane. The record is from RefSeq and is a predicted model, not a curated record.